Cotesia glomerata is the source of this 1112-nucleotide messenger RNA. RefSeq lists its product as uncharacterized. Lineage: Eukaryota; Metazoa; Arthropoda; Insecta; Hymenoptera; Braconidae. The transcript is spliced from 2 exons. The record is from RefSeq and is a predicted model, not a curated record. Bases 75 to 1112 code for a protein of 345 amino acids.
CAUGUGCAUAAUUAGAAGAUAAAAUUGGCCGUGACUUAUUAUAUCUUGCUUGUCGCCAUCAUACUUCUGAAUUGAUGUUACGAAAUGUUGCAGAAGUUGCUUGGCCAGUGACGAAUAGUCCAAAUGUACCAAUUUUCAAAAGACUCAGAGAUAAUUGGGAAAAAAUUGAUAAAUCUGCGUAUGAAAUCGGCACAGAGGAUAAAGAUAUUGCACUUAUUUUAAAUCAAAGAAAAGACGAUAUUCUUGACUUCAUAGAAAAUCAACUGAAGAAUCAUCAUCCGAGAAAUGAUUACAAGAAGUUUUUGGAGCUGAGCUGUAUCUUUUUGGGUGGUAUCAAAAGUCAUAGAGCCGAAUUUAAAGCACCUGGUGCUUUUCAUCACGCAUGGUGGUUAUCGAAAGCUCUCUAUUGCUUGAAAAUAUAUAUGUUUAGAAACCAGUUUAAAAUGGGAGCAAACGAAAAAAAAAUUUUGCAGAAAAUAUGUGUUUUCAUCGUAAUAUUUUAUGUAAAAAUAUGGUUUACUGCUCCUAAUGCAAUAAAUGCUCCAAACUCAGAUUUGAAAUUAGUAAAAGAUCUUAUUGACUACAGAAAAAUACAUCCAGAAAUUGCAAAUGCAGCACUCGAUAAAUUGUCUCGGCAUUUGUGGUACUUACACGAAAAUCUUGCUUGUUUAGCUCUUUUUGAUGAAACUGUGUCAGUAGAAGAAAAAGUAAAGAUCGUACAAAAAAUAAAUUCCCAGGUAGCGGUCAAAAAGCCUAAUAAACGUUUAUCAGUCGCUUAUGAAGAAAUAACGUCGUUAUCUGAGAAAAACAUAAGCGAUUUUGUUAAUCCAAACUCGUUGUUUAUUUUUGAGCAAUUUGAGCUCCCCUAUGAAUUUUUGCAUACAGAUCCAAGUUUGUGGGAAUCAAAUCUUGAGUAUAAACGAUGUUAUGAUACAUUCAAAAAGUUAAAAGUAGUAAACGAUACUGCGGAAAGAGGAGUAGCGCUAGCCGAAAGUUUUAAUGAAGUAUUGACUUAUAACGAAGAUGAAAGACAAAGAAUUUUUCAAACUGUUCAGCACCAUCGAUCUCAAUACACAUCGAGUAAAAAUCACAAUAUAUUGACAAUGAAUUAA